Hydatigera taeniaeformis is the source of this 852-nucleotide messenger RNA. The record is from the annotation of a GenBank genome assembly. NCBI's taxonomy places the organism in Eukaryota, Metazoa, Platyhelminthes, Cestoda, Cyclophyllidea, Taeniidae.
AUGGAUCCGGGUUUGUUGAAGGAGCGGGAGGAGUUCUUGCGUCGAGCAAAGAACAUUCCGGUUGUUGAAAAACUGCGUCCUCAAUCGCAGACUUUGCCUCAAUUGAACGCCACUUCGCCACAAACAAAGAAACCUCCUGUGUCAUCCACCAGGGAGUACCUUACCAUGGACACGCGGUCACAAAAUCAGGGGAAAUUUGCGCUCCUAUCACGCAUUGUGAAAUACAUGAGACGCAGACAUUUGGAGCGAGAGUUGCAUCCCCUUUCUGUCGAAGAAAUACUAGAAGAACUACAGCUCUACGAUACUCCAAGAUCUGAUAUUGUGUGGCUUGAAAAUGAGGCCCUUCCCAAUAAUCCAAAGAUAGCUACUACUCCAGACAAGAAGUUCAAGUUUAAGCCGAGAUAUGACAUACGGUCCCGAAAUGAUUUAUACCAACUUCUGAAGCGGCACGAAACCAGAGGGCUAGGUGGCAUUUACCUUGAUGAUAUUUGCGAAGCGAUUCCUGACGCGGAAAAGGUUAUUCAAAGUCUUGGGGAUACAAUCGUGCAGGUUACUACCCCGCACGACAAAAAGACUGUUCUGUUUUUCAACGACAAGUCGUUUGACCUAAAUGUUGAAGACGAAUUCAAGCAGCUUUGGCGAGCGGUCAGCGUGGAGGGCGUUCACGAAGGAAAAAUUGAGGAGUAUCUCCAUAGAAACGGUAUCAUGUCCAUGUCUGCUGACAAAAAAGUAUUCACACCAGCAAUCAAGCAGAAACGACGCGGCCAACGCCGAAAUAUUCGUCCGGUGAAGCUAAGGGACAAUGAGCAUUUACGAGGCAUUUUGAAGGACUUCUCCGAUAAGAAAUCUUAG